AUCAACACCGACAUCCUCGAUUAUUAUGCAAAUGCGCCCCAACUUCUUUUCCCAACCCCCUCGGAACUUCUUACAGACCUUUCAACGUCAUCUGUUCCGAUCUCAAGCUCCUCGUCCUUGCCCCACCCGACACAGCGCGAGCAGUCUCAGAGCAGCGAACGCAGCAAUGAGCAUCCUGCCUCGGCUGUACCUAACACGAGUAAGACAGAGAGUCAACGCAAGGCACGACAACGUGCCGUUGCCGAAGAGAUAGGGUUCAUUCCUACCGAUCCUGAUACUAUUUCAUCGCACGAGAAAAAGCGGCACUAUCUGGAAUGUCUGGAACAUUAUGUUUUGUAUUUGCACGAACAACUGCGUCUGGUCAAUACGCUUCCGCUUGAUCUUGAGCGUGUUUCUACCUAUCGGGGUUUGAGCUCUCGCAGCAUCAGGACAUUGCUCGUGCACAUGCAAAACACCAAUCGCGGGCUUCAUGAAAAUACGCUGGAAGAGGAGCAGGUGUUUUUGGAUCUGUCUGCCGAGGUGAUGGCAGCG
Messenger RNA from Suillus bovinus, 531 nucleotides. RefSeq lists its product as uncharacterized. The annotation marks the transcript as partial. The transcript has 3 exons. NCBI's taxonomy places the organism in Eukaryota, Fungi, Basidiomycota, Agaricomycetes, Boletales, Suillaceae. The record is from RefSeq and is a predicted model, not a curated record.